This is a messenger RNA of Ahaetulla prasina, 1710 nucleotides long. RefSeq lists its product as uncharacterized. Bases 148 to 1692 code for a protein of 514 amino acids. Lineage: Eukaryota; Metazoa; Chordata; Lepidosauria; Squamata; Colubridae. The transcript has 7 exons. The record is from RefSeq and is a predicted model, not a curated record.
UCUGCCAAGUACAAAAGUCACGAAGAGCCUGUCAACCAACAGGAAAGCAACUCAGAAAUGAAAAGGAAAAGCGAAAGGAAGCUCAGAGGGACGGAGGGCUUGAAGAGGAGGAACGCAGGAAAGAAUAACUGAGGAGGAAGGUUCGAAAUGAGCGACGCCGACCUAAGUGAGCGAGAGAGAAUCCUGCAGGAAUUCCACGCUGGAACAGUUUUCCUUUCAGGAAACAAGGAAUGGCUGGUACAGAAGAACUUCUUUGUCGUGAAAAGCACGGUGGAGAGGAUUGUGAAAUGGGUUUAUGAGUCCAGCACUGGCUUGUUCCCGUCUGGCCCCAUUCCCGUGGGCAGCUACACCGAGGGGCUGCACCUUCAAGUGGAGAACGUUUCCAACGACUUUGACUUCCUCAUCCCAAUACGGUAUAACUCCAAGUUGGCACUCCGGAGCAGAAUCGUCCCCAAUAAUUCCUGCAGCCGCCCCACCCACCAGCUCCCCACCUACAUUUUCCGCAACGAAGGAAUCCGUAAACUUCCUGACAAAGGGCUGCCGGUUUUUUGCCAGGGCACCAAAAUGUUGGUGGAUAUUGAGGACGUGGCGGAGGCAGAUGUGAAGAUCUAUUGCGAUAAGCCAAAAUCAAAGUUGGGGGAAGAUGAGGAAGAGGAUGAUGACCCUGCAUCUUAUAAAUUAGAAAUGUGCCAAGAGAGUCUCAACCACCAUAAUCUGGAUACAGAGCAAAUCCUGAAGGACUUUCAUCAAUACGUAGGGAUUGCCUUGAAUCCAGAAUACACCCAUCCUCGACAAAACGAUCCUGUUUUCCAACUUCGGCUGUUCCCUUCCCGAGUCCCCAGAAUACAUAAUAGCAUAAGAGAGAACAUCAAAUUAGAGACCUUGGAUUUAAGUGGUCCAGCCAUCCGGUUGGUUUUCAAGGAAGGGGACGAAACUAUCCUGGUGAAGCUGGUGCCGGCCGUUCGGGAGGCAGUAGAGUUCUCCAACGAAUGGAUGAGGGAAGAUCUCACCCACCUUUCUGACUGGUGGGACGGUGACCUCCCCAAUGAAAAGCAGAGCUUCCUCCGGAAGGUCCAAGCCCUUAAGGAAGUGGGGCUAGAGCUUGUCCCAAAGGGAGGAUUCUGGAGGCUAUCUUUCAGCUGUGCUGAGGAGAUGAUCCUUAAAGAAGUCAACUCCGAUGGAGGGCAGAGACGGGCAGCUUUACAACUCCUUAAGUUUGUUAACCAGACUAAAUGGACCCCAGAGUAUGGCAAAAUCCUGAGUUCCUACCAUCUUAAGACCCUUUUGCUGUGGAGCUGUGAGAUCUACCCCCGCAGAGAGGUCUGGGAGACUCUGCUGUCCUCUCUAAAGACCCUCCUGGGGCUGCUGAAACACACCCUGGCCCAGAAGCGCCUCCCUCAUUACUUCCUGAAGCCUCUCAAUCUCUUCAACAAACAUUACAAAACCAGCAACGACAUCUACUGGCCCUUGUCCUUGGAGACCCUCGCCCACGAGGUUUCAGCCAUGCUGGCAGAUGCCGCAGCCUAUCUCCUCCCGGACCACAAACCCCCAGGCUACUCAGUCAACCAGGACUAUGAAGAGAAAACCGCAGCUCUCCAGGAGUUUAAAGAAAGACAUCGGGAAGAACUGAAAGAGCUGAAGAGAAUGGAAGAUGAACAUAUGUACGAGGAAGUGGAAACUACUGAAGAAUAAACCCUGCUGAGCUUUCUA